Molecule: messenger RNA, 1641 nt
Organism: Vitis vinifera (wine grape)
Lineage: Eukaryota; Viridiplantae; Streptophyta; Magnoliopsida; Vitales; Vitaceae
Product: probable protein arginine N-methyltransferase 1
Exons: 9
Coding region: 134-1432 (432 amino acids)
Biological process (GO): peptidyl-arginine methylation
Cellular component (GO): nucleus
Molecular function (GO): protein-arginine N-methyltransferase activity
Source: RefSeq, a predicted model, not a curated record
AACCCCAAAAGUUGAGUAUAUCCUAAACCCCUGCCGCGCAACUCCACCGUCCUCCACUGCGGAGGCAAGCACACAAACCACCCACAAAACCCUAAGUCUCACCUCGGCAAAACCCUAAUCCCUCCGCCAACUCAUGGCUCGACGAGAGUCCCACAGCCACCACCCCCACCACCACCAAGGCACGCACACCAGAUUCGAGGACGAACAGAUCGAAGAAGCGACGGAGAGCUCCAACCUCGAAGAUCCUAUGUGCGACGCAGACGAGUCCACCAUUGGCCAAGACAAAGCCAUUGAUGACACGAUGUGCGAGCCUGGCGAGUCUGAUAAAGACAUUGCACGAUCUUUCGAGCUCGACGACUCCGUCAUUGGCAGUGAUAAGACCAGCGCCGAUUAUUACUUCGACUCCUAUUCUCACUUCGGUAUUCAUGAAGUAAGUGUGCCGCUUUGGAUGUUAAGCUUUUCUAUAACUUCGGUUAUGCAUAGUUUUUAUAACUAUAUGAUAUCAGUGGAAAUGUUGAAGGAUGUUGUGAGAACUAAGACCUAUCAAAAUGUCAUUUAUAAGAAUAAGUUUCUGUUCAAGAACAAAGUAGUCCUUGAUGUGGGAGCAGGGACUGGAAUUCUGUCCCUCUUUUGUGCAAAGGCAGGGGCAAAACAUGUUUAUGCGGUUGAGUGUUCCCAUAUGGCUGACAUGGCAAAAGAGAUUGUUGAAGUAAAUGGAUUUUCUGAUGUUAUAACAGUUAUGAAAGGAAAGGUUGAAGAAAUUGUUCUUCCUGUUGCUCAAGUGGAUAUCAUUAUAUCAGAAUGGAUGGGCUACUUUUUGUUGUUUGAGAAUAUGUUAAAUACAGUCCUAUAUGCUCGUGAUAAAUGGCUUGUGAAUGAUGGUAUUGUGCUGCCAGACAAAGCAUCUCUCUAUUUGACAGCCAUUGAGGAUGCGGAGUACAAAGAAGACAAGAUUGAAUUUUGGAACAGUGUGUAUGGCUUUGACAUGAGCUGUAUCAAGAAGCAAGCAAUGAUGGAACCACUUGUGGACACAGUUGAUCAGAAUCAGAUCGUCACAAACUGCCAGUUACUCAAGACUAUGGACAUCUCUAAAAUGGCUCCUGGGGAUGCUUCCUUCACAGCUCCUUUUAAGCUUGUGGCAUCACGCGAUGAUUACAUCCAUGCUCUUGUAGCAUAUUUUGAUGUAUCAUUUACCAAGUGUCAUAAAUUGACAGGCUUCUCCACAGGGCCAAGAUCACGGGCUACACAUUGGAAACAAACAGUCCUGUAUCUGGAAGAUGUGCUAACCAUAUGCGAAGGGGAGACAGUUGUUGGGAGCAUGACAGUGGCCCAGAACAAGAAGAAUCCUCGUGACGUUGAUAUAAUGAUCAAAUAUUCCUUCAAUGGUCAGCGUUGCCAGGUCUCAAGAACUCAAUAUUACAAGAUGCGUUAGUUUGUUGGAGAUUGCUCCAUAGCCAAUGCUUUUUGCCAUUGCAAGAUCGCAAAGAGUCUGCCAGAAACAUGAUUUGUUUCCUAUUUAAAUGCUUGAGCAGCAAUUAUCAUUAUAUUGAAAAAGGUGUAUCAUCGUUGUAACUGUAACUUGAGUUUUCACACAAACACUAAUGGUUAUUGAAAUGUAAUGCUGAAAUUUUUGGCUCUGAA